AUGAAUGCAUGUUUGGCUGAUGAAGCGGGGAUGAUAGGCUGCUGGGUACUGCAUGGUGGUGUUUCAGGGCGGGCGAGCAAAGGGAAGGGGAGCAGCUGGGCGGGUCUCUGGUGGGUCACGGGUGAGGCGGGGCUGGCGGGGCUGCUGGCUGUCAUCCUCAGGGACGCGCAGAGGGAGAGGGCGGUGGGAGUGUACCUCUUCUGCUUGCCACUAAUGCUGCUCUCCCUCUUCCUCUCGCUCCUCCUCUCCCCCCUCCGCUCCUCCUAUCCCCUCUUCCCCAAUCCCUCCAAUCUCCCAUCAGGUGGAGCAGAUGCAGCAAUGAUUAACCCGGCAGCUCACACCAACCGUCUCUUCCCCCCUCCCGCCCCACUUCCCCUCCCGCCCCACUUCGCCUCCCGCCCCACUUCCCCUCCCACCCCACUUCCCCUCCCUACCUUCCUCCUCCCUCCCCCCCUCACCCUCCCCCCUUCCCCCCUAUGGCAGUGUGUUAGUGGCCAAAAGCAUGCUUCAUCCUUGCCUGGAUUACCCUCUCGUUGUCUGCCUGGCUGCGCGCUCAAUCCUCCUCCCAUAAGUUGGCUCGUGAGAUUCGGUGAGGCGAUGGACUGUGCUGCUGCUCUCAAGGAGAUGAAUGGGUGA
Molecule: messenger RNA, 636 nt
Organism: Closterium sp. Naga37s-1
Lineage: Eukaryota; Viridiplantae; Streptophyta; Zygnematophyceae; Desmidiales; Closteriaceae
Source: the annotation of a GenBank genome assembly